UCCGCAACCAGUAGAACUUCAUUUUUUUUGUCUCAUUUUCGGAAAAAAAAGUGACGGUCGUGUCUCUUUCCAACAAUUGAACCUUCUGAAAGUUAGUUUUUACGAUGAGAUGUCGAGUUGUUUUUCUUUCUACGAUCUGAAGUUGUUUCAAGAACAUCCGUUGAUAUUUUUUGACCCGAACAAUAAACUACGCUUCAAAAAUUAUGUCCACGCGUCUGGUAUAUUCCCCGCGGACAAGUAAAGAAGCCAUGGUGUUGGUGGAUCACUCCACUACGGUGAUCCCCGAGGAUGACCUCCCGGAGCCGAUGGACCAACGGAGGCAGGCCCUGCAGAACUACAUUGUCUCCGAAAAGAAGGGGAAGCGGGUGAUUUCCCGGAUUCUGAUCGCGUCGAAUGGUUUAGCUGCGGUGAAGGCGAUUCGGUCCAUGCGAAGAUGGGAAGUGCUGGAGGUGCUGAAGACGCGUGCCAACCUGGAUCGGUGCUUGAGUUUUGUCGCGAUGGCCACGCCGGAAGAUAUUGCGGCGAACGCCCAGUUAUGAUUCGCAAAAGUGCAUCGUAAUUGUAGUAAUUGUACUUAUAUUAAUGCAUGACAAAUGUCAUUAGUAAACGUACAUCAGCAUAAUUAUUUUCCUCCUGCUGAAAUUUGUGAUGCAAUUUACACUACUAGUACUAGCGCGAUGCAUUUGCAAUGCAUAGCAGUUUUUGCAAAUGGUGGACUCGUUUGUGGAGGUGCCGGGAGGUACUAUUUUUCAUGUAUGGCGGUUGCGAUUUCAUAUCAUCGGAAAGUUCGGAGAUGGUCCGGUGGUUUGGCAUGCAUGACAGACCUGUUUUCUGAUGCAGAUUAUAGCAUGAAAAAUAACUACAUCAAAGCUGCAAUCUUACAAUUACAAACUGUAUCAGGUAAGAACCUGAACAAUUACGCCAACGUCGACCUGAUUUGCAAAGUGGCCGUCCAAGAGAAAUGCGACGCAGUCUGGCCUGGCUGGGGCCACGCCAGCGAAAAGCCGGAGCUCCCAGAGGCGCUGGAGAAAUUAGGAAUCGUGUUUCUCGGGCCGCAACCGAGGGUGAUGCGGCUUCUGGGGGACAAAAUCUACGCGAACAUCAUGGCACAGACCGCGGAAGUUCCCUGCAUCCCCUGGUCCGGUGACGGCUUGAAGUCGAAACAGUUGAAAACCUUCGACGACUUGGACGAACUGUUCGAAAAAGCCUGUUGCCAGACGGUGGAAGAAGCGGUCGAGCAGGCGAACCGCAUCGGCUACCCGGUGAUGCUGAAAGCGUCGGAGGGCGGGGGCGGGAAGGGAAUCCGGAAAUGCGAGAACAGCCAAGAUGUGAAGAACAACUACGCGCUGUGCCAGAUGGAGGUGUAUGAAUCGCAAAAGUAUCGUACUCGUAUAAAUGCAUUACAAAUUUCCUCAGCAUGAGAAAUAAAAUUUGUAAUGCGGGUCUACCUUGAGGAAAAAAAAUGUAAUGUUGUAAGACUUGCAUUUAUACAUACGAAUGCGAUACUUUUGCAUAGGAUAAGGUGGUGAAUUCCCCGAUUUUCAUUAUGAAGUACAGCUCCGGCGCGUGCCACUUGGAGGUGCAACUAUUGGGCGACGAGCACGGGAACGUGUGUGCCUUGUCGGGGAGGGAUUGCUCCACGCUAUGACCACAGUGCACAACUUUUCCUCCUUCUCAUUUGUAUAGCAUGAACGGCAAUACAAGCGUGGGCAAGAAUGCAGGUUUUGCAUGACAAGUUUACACUGGAGUGUCGUGCUAUUUGGGCUACUAGAACUUGUCAUGCAAACAUUGCCAAGAGGCACAGCCUGGAUUCGGGGUUUUGCAUGGCAACUGAGUGGAGAGGAGUAGUUGUGCACUGUAAUACACGCAGCGCAGGUUUCAGAAGAUCUUUGAGGAGGGUCCACCGACGGUCGCGGACCCGGACGUGUUUCACGAGAUGCAGCUGGCGGCCUGCUAUGCAUUGCAAAUGUAUCGUGCUACGUAUGAAUUGCAUUACAAAUUUAUUUGGCAAGAAGAAAAGUGGAGUUUGUCAUGCUGUUUUACCUUAGGAGUAUAGAUUUGCCAUGCAUAUUUGCAAUUAGUACGAGUGCGAUAUUUCUUCACACCAUACCUGCCGGUUGGCGAGGCAAGUUGGGUACCGAGGCGCCGGCACGGUGGAAUACCUGUACGACCCGAAGCGCAAAGAAGCUUACUUUCUGGAACUGAACCCGCGGCUGCAAGUGGAGCACCCAGUGACAGAGUGCAUCACGGGGGUAAACAUACCGGCCGCGCAGCUCCAGAUCGGGAUGGGGGUGGCGUUGCACGAUAUUCCAGACUAUCAAAAGCAAAUAUGCCUGGAUGUCUGGAAACUUGUGAUGCAAGUCUCUAAAUAUUGAGCGUACUGCAAUAGGUAACCAAGCAUGACAAGUUUUUGAGCUCCUGCGUGUUGCGUAUUCCGCAUGGCAGGCUCCAUUUUUGCAUGACAGGCGAGAGGAUCAUCUUUUCGCUCCUAAGCAUCACAGAGUUAACAGUCAUGCCAGACAAGCAUGACAAACCCUGCACUCAUCUUCCAGACCCAGACAAAUUUGCAAUGCAUACGGACAUCAGGAGGUACUUUCUUCGCGGAAUCGAGGAACAAAACAAAGACGGUGGACAAGGCGAAACAACAAGCAACUACAUCAAGGAGCUGGACUUCACGAGGAAAGUCCCCAUGUAUUCUCACUGCAUCGCCGCGCGCAUCACGGCGGAAAACCCGGAGGACGGGUUUCUCCCCUGCAGCGGAAACAUCCGGAAGAUCGACUAUGCACUGCAAAAGUAUCGUAGUCGUAGUUGUACUAGCUGCAGACAUGCAUGACAGAUCUCUUUUUCGAGCUAAAUCAGCAUGACAAAUUCCAUUCCUCAUUCUGCGCUAAUUUGUAUUGCAGUAUACUGCUACGCACGAUACUUUUCCACUGCAUAUCGACUUCGCGCCAACGCACGAGUCCGUCUGGGGAUACUUCUCCGUCGCCACGCCCGGUGCGGUCCACGAGUUCGCAGACAGCCAAUUCGGCCACAUUUUCAGCAUCGGGCAAACGCGGGAGCAGGCGCGGAAGGCGUUGAUCAUCUCCCUCGGGCAUUUGCACGUGGAAGGGGACAUCCGGAACACGGUGGACGUUUUGCCGAAGCUGUUGAGGCUAAACAGGUUUGUUGACAACCAGGUGGACACCGCGUGGCUGGACGGACUGAUUCAAAACAAGGAAAUCGCGAGGUUGGUCCAGACCAUCCCGGGAAUGCUGACCGCAACGUCCUCUCUCAACGAGGACUUUUACGGAAAGGAUAGCUGCGCCUACUCCGACGACGGCCGGGUGUCUUCCGUCGCGUGGGGCGACUCGGUGGAUACUCAAUCGGUUAAUAACCUCCAGCAGCCGGGGGCCAGUCCGAGGGCUUCCGGAGGUACGAAUUUGCAACAAGCGAGCAACAGCAGACUGGUGCAGUACGCGAAAACGAAGUCCAGACAGAACCAGUUGGUGAACGCCGCGGGGCAGAAUAUUGCAAGGGCAAAUCCCCCCUCCCCAUAUUGAAAACGUAUCUUCUGAAAAUUUGUGAUGCAGAUUUGUGACCACACAUCCUGUCUGUCUUGCUAGAAGGCAAAGCCAGGCUCUCUGCCACACUAUGCGGGCGAUUUGUAAUGCUUUGAGGCCUACACGGCAGACGCCUGCCGUCCUAGGUGCCUACACCAAAAGGCCCCCAUCUAGGCUUGCGAUCUGCGUGCAGUCCUCUAUUGCAAGACAAAUCUGAUUUGUGUACGCAAAUCCAGCUUCACAGAUUUCCUUUUCGAUAUGGGGAGGGGGGAUUUGUCCUUUUGAUACAGAAUCAGUUUGAUUCGCUAUCCCAAAUUCUGAAUUGCGAGGACUUCAUUCUGUACUGCGCGGUGGCGAAAGCGUUGCAGAUGAGCAAGGAAUAUGCAACAUUGCAAAAGUAUCGUACUAGUACAAAUUGCAUCACAAAUUUUCUCAAGAAGAAAAAUGGAAUUUGUAAUGCUGAUUUACCUAAAAAGGGAUAUUUGUCAUGCAUGAUCGCAAUGACUACGAGUACGAUACUUUUGCACAGGAUAAGGAAGCCCAGGAGCAGUUUCAGGACACGUUGCAGAAGGGCCAGCUGGUCCACAGUUUCCUCCAAACCUACAGCUUCCCCGAUAUGGGUGUGUCAGGAUCGAAAUCGACAAAGUUGAAAUAGUUUGUGAUGCAUAAAAUGCAACCCACAGAGUGCCUGUCUUGCAGAGUAGGCAAGGGAGGCAGAUUGUCAGCCUGUUGAGGGGUAGAGACUGAGCUGCUGAAGUAGCAUGACAAAAGGCGUCUUCCUUACCCAAACAGCAUGACGCACUGGAUUUCGGCUCUACCCAAAUUUGUCAUGCGCCACUUGGAGACUAGGCGCCAACUGGUAUCCGUUUUAUGCAUCACAAAUUAUUUCAACUUUGUCGAUUUCAAUCCUGACGCUUCCAUACCCGAGGUGAUUGUCGUCUGGGACCAGGUGAAGUACACCUUUCACAUCACCCGGAUCGCGGAGCACCGGUAUUGUUGUCGGUGUAAGGACGACAAUUCCGAAUGUAUCAUCCAGACGAAGCCGCACCAGAACGCGGUUUUUAUCCGCGCAAUUUGUGGGAAAAUUGUGACCCCGUCGACGAAAAUCGUCUCCACGUCGGAGUUGACGGGGAUGCGGCUACGGAUUGGGGCCAUGUCUGGCUACGAGGUUUUCAUUCCGAACGCGACGGACCCGUCGGAGCUGCGGUCGGACGUACAGGGGAGGCUGAUCCGCUUUCUCGUCGCCGAAGGGGAUGAGAUCGCCGAGGGGCAGGUGUGCUGCGAAUUGGAGGCGAUGAAGAUGAUCGUGCCGGUGAAGGCGAGGUUUGCGGGGAAGGUCGAAAAAUUGAUCGGAACCAGCAACGCCGUGGUUGGGGCGGGAGAUUUGCUGCUCAAGAUGGAAUUGGCGGGACAGGUAUAGAAUUUGUGACUCUAAAGGAACUAAAUUGGUGCUGAAGCCCUUUGGUUUAUUGCAUGGCGCCUACUAUUUGACAACUAGACGGCGCCACGAGGAGGGCGUUGACAUUCAUUGCGGCAUGCAUAUCUUGACCUGAUAAAAAGGGUCAUCAUGGUAAAUCAAACAAAACAAUCAUCAAAAUCCGCACUUCAUCAGGGCCCUGCCGUCACUAUCAAAAAGUGGUCGGAAAUUUCCGAGGGGAGAAAACUUUUUGCCACGGGCGAGGACGUUCCAACUUUCCAAGACGCCGCGGCGGUACUGCAGGGGUACCCGAGGUACGGAAAACUGCGAUUACCCGAGACCGUGGAGGAAGGGUUGCAGUUACUUCAGGAUUUUUUGAAGACCGAGCGGUAUUUCCUUCCCAUGACAUCGCAGAGUGGUCAAAUAAACCAGGUGUUGAACAUAAGCAACGAGCAAGUCCUCCACCAGAUGAUACGAGACGACAACCCCGACCUUACCAUCGACAAAAUCUACAAAAUUUUCUUCGCAAAAUCCCAACUCCACUCCCGUUUGUCGGUCGCCUUGGAGAUUCUGCAAAAGUUUGAUUCGAAGUUACUGAUCCUCGGGAAGUAUGAACUGCAAAAGUAUCGUGCUAGUAGAAAUUGCAAUACAAAUUAUCUCAGCAUUACAAAUUGAAUUUGUAAUGCGGAUUUACCUUAACAACCUAGAUUUGUAAUGCAUGCCUGCAAUUUUAGUACUUCUGCGAUACUUUUGCAGUGCAUAGGAAGCAGACGAUCCAGUCCUUCGCGGAGAAUUUGUCUGAGCGGUACGGCGAACUAGGGCUGAAGUGCACGAGGUUGUUGAGUAUGCAAUACAAAUUUUCCGUACUACAUCUACAAAAUGCAUCACAUAUCUAGUUUCACCAACUUGGAAGAAGUAAUUCGUCAUGCUGCAGAGCGUUGAAGGAAAAGUUUGUCAUGCGGAAACCACAUUUGGACGUGUGCGGAAAAUUUCCUGAGGAUACUGAGGGAAAACGCGAGGACGUAUGUGAACCUGAACACGGUGCAGCAGGGAAAGGAAUGGAUCGAGGACAUCUCUUCCGCUGGCUCCACCUCUUACGUCAGGUCCGGAUCGAACAGCGGACGGAAUUCUCUCGGUGCGGGCGGGAUUAACGCGGACACGGCGAAUUUAACUUCCGCCCCGCAGUCGAAGACGCUGAUGAACUUGAUCCAUUUGUUAUCCAUAGUAAGUUUCCCGUACACGUACCAAUGCUGGCUCUGCAUGACAGAUUUUCUUUACAAUCCUAUGUAGCAUGACAAGUUCCAUGCUGCAAGUGGGGGGAAUUUGUGAUGCACGUUGUACAUGUACAGUAAAUUUGUAUUGCAUAUUUGCUAUCGCCACCGAAGGUAGUCCACCUCGACCCGAUACUCGGAAGCGCCGUCCUAUGGAAGUGUCAGGUUUGAAAUCGACAAAGUUGAAAUGAUUUGUCAUGCAUAAAAUGCAUGGCGCGAAAUACGUGUGUUGCAGAGCAGGCAAAUGAGGCCGAUUGUCAGCCUGUUUGGGGUUAUAAGUCGAGCUGCUGAGGCAGCAUGAGAGAAUCAGUCUUCUUUGCCUAAACAGCAUUACAAACUGGAUUCAGGCACCGCCAAAAUUUGUCAUGCGCUGCUUGGAAACUGGGUUCCAACUGGCAUCCAUUUUAUGCAUGGCAAAUCAUUUCGAUUUCAACUUUGUCGAUUUCAACUCUGACACAUCUAUACCACCAAGGUGCUGCAGGAAGCUCCUUCGGCGGCUUUCUCGGCGUGCAAACGAACUUCGAACGGGAAAAGCUCCGGUCGCAAGCCCUGGAAUUGCUGAUCUACCGGACUUUUAGGGGUUACGAGGGGCUGCAGGUUGGGCCGGAAUUGGAUUAUUUGGAAUACCCGAACGCAAAUUUGAUGUUCCCGACAACCACAACCUCUACCAUGAACAGCCCGCUGGGUGGCGGGGGCGGCGGGGGCUCCAGCCGGGGCGGGGAUCGGGACAAUAACUCACCGUUGCUGGAUAUGGAUGUGUCAGGAUUGAAAUCGUCAAAGUUGAAAUAGUUUGUCAUGCAUAAAACCGAUAGCAGUUGGCGGCCAGUUUUCAAGUGGCGCAUGACAAAUUUAGGAAGAGUCUAAAUCCAGUUUGUCAUGCUGUCUGGGUAAGGAAAACGCCCUUUGUCAUGCUACUUUAGCAUCUCUUUUUUUACCCCUCAACAGGCUUACAAUCUGCCUCACUUGCCUACGUUGCAAGACAGGCACUUUGUGUGUUGCAUUUUAUGCAUCGCAAACUAGUUCAACUUUGAAGAUUUCAAUCCUGACACUUCCAUACCGGACCACCGGACUUUGUCAAAUGACACGGCGAGCAAUUCCGGCGUGAGUUUGAACCUAUCCUGUGCAAAAGUAGUUUCGUACUCGUAUAAAUGCAAGUCUUGAAUUACAAAUCUUUUUCUUAAGGUAAAUCCGCAUGACAAAUUUUAUCUCUCACGCUGAGGAAAUUUGUAAUGCAUUUGCACGAGUACGAUACUUUUGCAGUUCAUAGAACCAGUACAACAACACUUUGGGAACAGUAAGCGCACACCAGCAGCAGUACAACUCAUCUUCCAUGCACCAGACCCAGAAAGUGUUCACUUCCGCAAGGGGCUGGAAGUUCCGCUUUCCGGGCGUGGGGAACAGUUUUUCCGGUUUCGGGUCCUUCAUUCCGGCCUGCAAUGGUUUGGUGGUGGUGGUUCAAUCAGUGUCCGAGAUGAAGAAGUUGCUCAAGCCGCAAUACUUGUCGGAGUUAGCGCAGAUGAGCAUUCAGCAGGCAGCGAUAGGUGGAUCUUCAAGCACUGGGAAUAUUAACAGCAACAGUACGAAUCAAAUCCCGCAGAGGACGUCUUCUCAUCUCCGCGCAUCCCCUUCCAUGAGCAACUUCGUCGCGGAUCAGUACUCGCUCGAAACCGCGCCCUUGCCGGUUCUGCACGAUCUGUGGAUCCUCUACGCGUCGGAGAGGUGUGAGUCAAUGAAUGGCACCACCCAGGAGAUCGCGGAGAUGCUCUUGACAGAGUUGAACAACAAGGGCUCGCAGUUGACCGGGUCGGAAUACGUGGAAUUGCACCGGAUUUCCUUAACCUGGACGGGCGGUGGUGCGUACGAAAGCUACCAAUUCUUGAACCGCCAGAGUUUGGGGAGAAAUUUACCAGCUACGAGUGGUGCAACUGCAACGACCGCCGCAGUUGUGCCGCAGCAAACGGGUAUUUCUCCUAUCCAGCAGCAACCGCAGUUCUACUUUUUCGCAGAAGACGUUCUGGUCCGCAAUCUCCGGCCAACAUUCGGCCACCUGCUCGAAAUCACGGACCAACUGCGCAACAACAUCCCGCAAAGAAUCGGUCCGGAAAUCUCGGCUCACUGCAUGGCUUUGCUGAACAAAAACUACCUGGAGAUCCGCGCUGUUUCCUAUGACAACUACCGUGGGACCGGGCAGCAAUUAUCCGGGCAACUCCAACUCCCCCUGACCGAUGAGACGGAAUUCUUAUCAAAUGCAAAAAUGUCUGGGUCUGGAAGAUUCUGAAACUUGUCAUGCAUGUUUUGCAUGACCCAGGUUGUUUGUAAUGCACGGCCUAGCAUCACAGAUUUUUAGAGGGCUUCCUGAUGCCUACUUCGCAUGACAAACGCCCUCCCCGCGUAGCACAAACUAGACCCCUCUUGCUGGUCAUGCAGUACAGAUUUUUUUAGAGUCCGGAAAUAGCAUCACAAGUUCCAACCUUCCAGACCCAGACAUUUGUGCAUUUGAUAAUUCUUCCUCCCGGUCGAAAUCCCGCUAACCCACGCGUUGGACGAGCUGGCAAGAGCGCGGAUGGACAAGAGAGUCACCAUGAGUUCGGGAAAUCAACAAAUCCCGGCGAAAAUCUUCAUCAACGUGAUGACCCGACUGGCGUUUUCGCCGUCUGUGGUAAUGCGGGGCUACGAAGCGUCGAUUUUGAGUUCGCUGUCCGGGUUUGUGAAGGCGCUGCUGAAAUACCGGGUGGAUACCGUGGAAUUCAAAUUAAGGCUAGUCUCGGGCGAGAACCUCCGCAUGGUGGCGAGUUCGGAAGCCGAGUACUUGCAGCCGAAGGCGUAUUUGGAGUACUUGAACCCGUUGACCGGGGAAGUCAUAUGCAUUGCAAAGGUAACGCACUAGUAGAAACUGCGUUACAACUUUGCUCAGCAUGAAAAAUGGAGUCUGUCAUGGCAGUUUACCCUCGGAAACAGAUUUGUCAUUGCAUAUCUGCAAUUAGUACGUGUGCGCUACUUUUGCCAUGCAUAAGUGACCCGAUCGGUCGAUUUGGCACACUUGGUGUCAGGCAUGAUGAACGCCCCCAACUUGAACGCCGACGAGAACCAGUCUUCGCAGAAGUCCCUGGAGCAAGCGAUCUCGAAGAAGAGAACGGUCGCGCACCAGGCUGGAUCCACUUACGUCUACGACUUUCCGCAUCUCCUGAAAAUGGCGCUGUUGAACAUGACAAAGGGGUAUAAUUCUACUUCUGCUGCACAACUGAACGCCGGCGACCAUCGGGGCGGGACCACUAGCGUCGGCGCGAUAUGGAAGUGCAAAAGUAUCGUACUCGUAUAAAUGCAUUACAAAUUUUCCCAGCAUGAGAAAUAAAAUUUGUCAUGCGGAUUUACCUUAAGAAAAAAAUUUGUAAUGCAAGACUUGCAUUUUUUAUACGAGUGCGAUACUUUUGCACAGGAUACGCGACCGAUAUUAUCAAUUCCGGCGUCGGGUCCUUCACCGUGAUCGAAAUCAUUGCCGAUGAGGAGUACAAGAAGCUGAAGCAGGGAAUAAAUUCUCAAACGGGCACUGGAGCAAUCGCCUCCAGCCCAACUUUUUCCUCCGUCGCCGGUGGGGGAGGAAACGCAGCUACUGCGAUCAGCCAGGACGCCCAAAAUUUGCUGAGUAGAAAUCUUCUUGCGCAGGCGAUUCCGAGAAGAAGUUCCAGUCACCAAGCGGCCGUGCAUGUGUUGAACUCGAAUUCCAAUGAUCCGUCUCCCGCGGAAACGUUGUCGCCGCCGGCUUUUGGUGCUGGAGCCGGUUUGAACAGCACUUCCUCGUCUUUCCAAGACGACACCACGACCCCAAUCAGGGAUCUGUUGAAGAAGCACCAACUGCACCCAACGAACCGGCCCAUUGCAAAUAACGAGAUCGGGAUGAUUUGCUGGAUCGCGCACUUGAAAACGCAGGAGUUCCCAGACGGAAGAUUCAUCGUCUUAGUCGCCAACGACAUCACGCAUAAAGCGGGUUCCUUCGGCGUGAAAGAGGACCUCAUGUACAAGCAAGCCGCGGAAUUUGCUCGAAAAACGGGCCUCCCCUUCGUCUACAUUGCGUCCAACUCCGGUGCAAGAGUGGGCAUGGUGGAUAACUUGGAAAAUUCCGUGAAACCGCACUUCACCGUCACCCCGAGCGCGGAGACCUCGCACCACCACUUACCGUCCGGGUUUGAGUACUGGUGGCUGGAUGAGGAGGGGUAUGAGAAGCAUAAAAACGACGUGGUGGUGGAGAAGAUUGUGGAGCAAGAUAGCAUAUGAAUUGCAAAAGUAUCGUACUAGUAGUAAUCGCAAUACAAAUUCGCUCAGCAUGAAAAAUGGAAUUUGUCAUGCUGAUUUGCCUUGGGAACCAGAUUUGUAAUGCAUAAAUGCAAUUACUACGAGUACGAUACUUUUGCACAGGAUAUAGCACCACAAAGACCGAGAUCACCAAAUACAAAAUCAACGCUAUUAUCGGCGGAUCGGGAAUCGGCGUGGAGAAUCUGAAAGGCUCCGCCAUGAUCGCGGGCGAAAUAUCCUGUGUAAAAACGUCCCCACCCCAGCGUUGUCAUGCAAAUCUGCAUGCUCAAAAUGUUUGUCAUGCGGAGCCCCAUGAGAAGCAUUUUCUGCAGGUGUUUUGGGAUUUGUGAUGCGCCAAGCAGCGUUAUAUGCUAGAUCUGUGAUGCUGCUGAACUACAUGAAACAGCACUACACUGCGAGUCCACAUUUGUCAUGCAAAACAGCCAAAAACUUGUGGACUUGUCUAGCCGCUUCCCCAUCUUGACUAUGCGGUGGGGACGUUUUUACAUAGGAUACGAAACCUCCCGGGCGUAUCAGGAGACCUUUACCCUCUCCUACGUAACGGGCAGGUCCGUCGGGAUUGGCGCGUACGUGAACCGGUUGUCCAGUCGAAUCAUCCAGCAGAGACACGGACCGAUGAUCUUGACCGGCUUCUCCGCACUGAACAAGCUCCUGGGGAGACAGGUGUACACGUCGCAAGACCAGCUGGGCGGCCCGCAGGUGAUGUGUCCGAACGGGGUUACGCACCUUCUGGUCGAGAACGACCAGGAGGGGUGUGAGCGGAUCCUGGAAUGUAUCACAGAAAAAAGUGUAGUUAGCGUUAACGGAAUCUGUGACGCAGCGACGCAUCACAAAACGCGACAAAAUUUGUCAUGCACAGCAUGCAUAUUAGCCACAAUCUGUCAUGCGUGACUGCACUCUGUGAAAACCGUUCACGUUAUAACACUUUUUUGCUUCAUAGAGUGGCUCAGCUUCGUGCCGAAGCGGCAGGGCGGGAGUUUGCCGGUGUUGCCCGUUGGGUUUAGCAGUGAUACUAGUCGGCCCGGUAGCGGCGCUGGUGGUUCUAAACCUGUGUUGCAGAAGAUGAACCAGAACUUUGUCGCGGCUACUUCCGGAACAACAAGCACCACCGACAGCAGCGACUUGAACCUGAACAAGCAACUCUUGUCUCAGCAGACCGGAACAGCUGCACAGCUUAGUACCAACAACGGACAAGUCACCGAGCAAGAAACCGUCGACCGUUUUGUCACCUUCCAGCCCUCUUCCCCCAACACGACUUACGACCCGCGUUUUCUGCUGCAAGGCACUCCGGACAAUGACUUCACGGGUUUUCUGGACCAGAACUCCUUCGUCGAAGUGCUCUCCCAGUGGGGCAAAACGGUCGUCGUCGGCAGGGGCCGACUGGGCGGGAUCCCGAUCGGCUGCAUUGCGGUGGAGACGAGAGCGGUGUCCCGGUAUGUACCAGCCGACCCUGCGAAUUUGGAUUCCGCGGUGGUGGAGGACAGUCAGGCCGGGCAGGUGUGGUUCCCCGACAGUGCAUACAAAACCGCAUCGGCGAUCAAGGAUUUCAACCGGGAAAACCUACCUUUGAUGAUUUUCGCGAAUUGGCGAGGAUUUUCCGGCGGAACGCGGGACAUGUUCAUGGAGAUUUUGAAUAUCAAAUGCAAAAGUGUCUGGGUCUGGAACCUUGUGAUGCUAAAAUCUCCAUGAUGAAAACACUUCCGAAUGCAGUUCGGCAUGACAACUUCCCGAAACGCUUUCUCAUAGGCAAUCCGCAUGAGAAACUGCGUUUCUGCAUGACAAAAGAGGCUGCGACUUUUGUUGGUUAUGCAAUACAGAUUUUCUAGGUAUGGAAAGCUAGCAUUACAAGUUCCAACCUUCCAGACCCAGACACUUUUACAAUCCAUAUUGAAGUACGGCGCGCAAAUCGUCGACGCGUUGGUCGAGUACGAAAAUCCGGUGUUUGUCUACCUCCCACCGCAUGCGGAAUUACGUGGUGGCGCGUGGGUGGUGAUUGACCCGAUAUGAAUUGCAAAAGCUUCGUACCAGUAUGAAUAGCAUUACAAAUAAUUUCCUCAGCAUGACCAUGAGAACUGGAAUUUGUAAUGCUGAUUGACCUCAAGAAAAAAAAUUGUAAUGCAUAACUGCAAUUACUACAAGUGCGAGACUUUUGUAAUUCAUAUCCGAGCAUCAACCCGGAUUUUAUGGAAAUGUACGCGGACAACUCUUCGCGGGGCGGAAUCCUGGAACCCGCCGGGGCGAUCGACGUGAAGUUACGGCCUCCGACGCUGAUAUGGAUGUGUCAGGUUUGAAAUCGUCAAAGUUGAAACAGUUUGCCAUGCAUAAAACAGAUACCAGUCGGAAGCCCACUUAUCAAGCGGCGCAUGACAAAUUUUUCGAGCACCGGAAUCCAAUUUGUCAUGCUGUUUGGGUACAGAAGACUCCUUUUGUCAUGCGAGUUUAGUAGCUCUAUUUCAAUAAACCCCAAACAGGCUCACCCUCACAAUCGGCCUCGCUUGCUAUCCCGGCACGACAGGCUCUUCAUGCCUUGUAUUUUAUGCAUGGCAAAUCAUUUGAAUUUUGUCGAUUUCAAACCUGACGCUUCCAUAACUGAUCAAAAUGAUGAACCGCUGCGACUCGAUUUUGAAUAUGAGAGCGCACGACAAGUCCCCCUCCCCCUCAUUUGUAUGGCAUGAGCAGCAAUACAAACACCCGCACACGUAGAGCCUACGCAUGGCAAAUUUCUUUUCCCAAGGUAGUACUUUUUGGGCUUGCGGAAUUUGUCAUGCAAACGGUGCCACAGAGCAGCGACUGGAUUUGGUAUUUUGCAUUACAAAUGAGGGGUAGGGGGAGUUGUGCACUGUUAUAUUGAACGGAAAGAAACUGGAACAGGACCAGCACAACCGGCGGCAGGAGCUGUUGCUUCCCUUGUACCAGUCUAUGGCGUUGCACUACGCGGACCUGCACGACAGGGCGGCGUAUGAACUGCAAAAGUACCCUCGUACUAGUAUAAAUCGCAUUACAAAUUAGCCCAGCAUUAAGAAUGAAACUUGUAAUGCUGAUUUGCCUUGAGAACGAGAUUUGUAAUGCAUAAAUGCAAUUACUACGAGUGCGAUGCUUUUGCAUUGCAUACGGCGAGAAUGAAGAACGUCGGCUGCGUCAGGGACGUGGUGGAGUGGAAAACCUUAUGAACUGGAAAUCUAUGUGGGUCUGGGAAGUUGUAAUGCAAGUUAGAAACGAUAUAGCGCUCUGUAGUGCACCGCCCAGCAUGACAAGUAUAAGAUUUUUCAUGGUUCUGUGUUGCGUAUUCUGCAUGAGAAGCUGCGUCCUCCUGCAUGACAGGCGAGAGUAGCAGGCUGUAUGUGGCCACGACGCAAUACAGAACUCAGAGUGAUGCCAGACAAGCAUGACAAAUCGAAAUCUCGCAACAUACUUCCAGACCCAGACAGAUUUGCAAUGCAUGAACCUCCCGCGUCUAUUUCUACUGGCGGAUCAAGCGACGGCUGAUCGAGUGCGACUUGUGGCGCAGGAUUGGGAACGUCCUGGCGGUGGAUGCUAGUGGUGGUGGUUUUGUGUCGACUACAUCUCCGUCCGUGGGAUCCUCGUCUGCGACGACUUCUAUGGGCAGCAGCAGGAAGGUCUCCGAGAACGUGAAGCGACACUGUGAGAAAAUUUUACUGCAGGUCGCGAAAAUCGACAAUGAAACCACGUCUGACCGGUCGUUCUGUAUUCUCUUUGAGCAGAAGGAGCACGAAGUGCAACAGGCAAUUCUCGCCAUGAAGCAGGAACAGAUUGGGGUGAAGGUGACGCAGUUACUGCAAUCACUCUCCGUGGAGGAGGCGCAAGCGGUGCUGAAAGAGGUGCAGAACCGGUUUUAGAGGGUUUAUUUUAAUAUCGUUGGUCUACGACAUCUACAUCUUCACAUGGAGGGUCUUUUCUUUUCCUGUUUUUUUUGUGUAACCAAAUACGAUUUAUAGACUGACACUUUUACAACUCCGGUAGUAGAAGUUCAAGCUUCUUGUCGGACGAUGAAGAGCGUGUGUAGUGGUCAUAUUCAUACUUUUCUAGGAACCUCCCGGAAAUUCUUUUUUUGCUACCUACUUCGAAACCCAAACCCUCUAUCAUAGUUUUUCAAACACUUACACUACGAAGAUCAGCCUCCUGGUCGUUUCGCAACGUUUUUAGCGGAACCCGCUAUGGUUACAAUCUAUCAACAUGCGCAAUAUGGAUACUAUCACACUCACACAUAAUGAACAUAGCGGUAAAACUUUGUACCCACAACUGGCAUCAUUUUCCGAAUGAAUUUUUAUGAAAUAGCACAACCCUAGUCUACUACCUAGUAUGUAACUACUACAGCCCCUGAUGUUCACUUGAUUUCCAUGAAGAAGAUUCCCAGAGACGCGACAUCACGAGCACGCCUUCUUGUUGGAAUGUGUCAUGCUUUUUGUGGCAUGCUUGAUUUUUUCAAAUCCCACCAGAAAAGCAUUUUUCUCCAUACUUGAAUGAUAUCAUGACAAAACUCGGGCGGGUUUUUGUUGCCACAAAGAACGAAGCACCGCAGUUGCUGGCGGGCCAGAAAGGAGCACUCCGUAUUUUGUUCUUUUUCUGAAAAUUUUCAUAAGAUGGUAUGCCAAGAGAGAAGAAGAAACAAACAGCACACGGAAU
This is a messenger RNA of Amoebophrya sp. A120, 15182 nucleotides long. The record is from the annotation of a GenBank genome assembly. NCBI's taxonomy places the organism in Eukaryota, Dinophyceae, Syndiniales, Amoebophryaceae.